Penicillium malachiteum is the source of this 3141-nucleotide messenger RNA. RefSeq lists its product as uncharacterized. NCBI's taxonomy places the organism in Eukaryota, Fungi, Ascomycota, Eurotiomycetes, Eurotiales, Aspergillaceae. The transcript has 3 exons. Bases 1 to 3141 code for a protein of 1046 amino acids. The record is from RefSeq and is a predicted model, not a curated record.
AUGAGGGCUUCUCUCGCUUGGUUGUCGUGGUUUGCGACAUCUGCCAUUGCCGUGUCUACAAUUACAAAUAGCAAUGCCCUCACCACGAGCGCACCCACGUUAGCAGCGGUGACCAAGACGGUUGGCGCUCGGAAUGGGGUGGAAGUCGACGUUGAUAUUGAUCUAUGUGCGACUAUCACAAUUGGUGUCACAAUUUGGGUUGGCUUGGGCGAAAUAAUUACAAUUACCGAUACUGAGACUGAGACUGAGACUCAAGCCGGCACAACGACGGAUAUUAUUACCCAGACCGUCACGGCGGGCAAUGCAGUUAGUACCAAGACCAGCACAGUAACGGAUACUGUGACCGUGACUGGCCGUGGUUCCAAGGUCACUGUGACAGACACUGUGACGGAGACAGCUCGUGGAGGAGUCUCUACCGACAAGGAAACUGUUACUGUAACAGCUACAAUUGUUGAAACCGACACUGUCUCAAGAGGUGCUUCAAGAGUCACUGUGACAGACACUGUGACCCAAACAGCUACAGUCUCCACCGACAUUGAGAGUGUUACGAUCACAGCGACAGUUGUUGAUACGACUACCAAGACGAUCUCUGAAAGCGCUUCAAUCAUUAAUACUGAAAUCGACACAAAAACUGUCAUUGACACUGAAAUUGAUACGAAACCCCUUCCGGGCAAAACUGUGACAGACACCAUUCGAGGUCCAACUGUGACAGAGACAGAUGCGAUCACAAAAACUGUCAUCGACACCGAGAUUGAUACGAAAACCCUGCCGGGUACGACUGUCACAAACACCCUUCCAGGCACAACUGUGACGGAUACAGCAGUGGAAGAGACUACUAUAUUUCAAACCACAACUAUCCCAGCAUCAACAAUCACAACGACCACGACGGAACCCGCUAGCACGAUCACAAUUUCAGGAACGGUCACCACUCUACCUGCCUCGACUUACACAGUGACUACUACCAUCCCGGCUAGUACGGUGAUAAGCACAGCAGUGGAAGACACUACUAUAUUUGAAACCAUAACUGAAUCCGGGUCUAUCACAACCAUUCCAGCAUCAACAAUCACAACAACCACGACAGAACCCGCUAGCACGAUCACAAUUUCAGGAACGGUCACCACUCUACCUGCCUCGACUUACACAGUGACUACUACCAUUCCGGCUAGCACUGUGAUAAGCACAGCAGUGGAAGAUACUACCGUAUUUGAAACCAUAACUGAAUCCGGUUCUAUCACAACCAUUCCGGCCUCAACAGUCACGACAACUACUACGGAACCUCCUAGUACUAUCACGAUUUCAGGAAGUGUCACCACCCUACCAGGAUCGACUUACACAGUGACGACUACCAUUCCGGCUAUCACCGUGACGAACACCGCAGUAGAAGAGACUACUGUAUUUGACACCACAACCAUUCCAGCAUCGACAAUCACGACAACCACUACGGAGCCCGCUAGUACCAUCACGAUAUCCGGAAGUGUCACCACUGUACCUGCCUCAACUUACACAGUGACUACUACCAUCCCGGCCAGCACGGUGACUGUUGUGAGAUCAACUUCAAUUGUGGACACAGUCACAGCGACAGGUGCAGGAACAACCGUGACCGAGAUUGAGACUGAGACUGCACCUGGUUCUACCAUCACAGGUGCAGGAACAACAAAAACAGCCACCAUCACAGCAACGGUAGUCUCUGUAUGCUCCAGUCUAAUCAGCAACCCAUCCUACACAGCCACCACCGCACUACCAGACGACUAUACCUGGGGUUGUGCACCUGGAUACCUCUGUCAGCCUGCACACACAGGCGACCGAGCCGGCUGUAACGUUGAAGCUGGUCUCCCCGCCGAUGGCUACGUCUGUUCACCUGAUGAAUGUAUCGUGGCUCCGGCAAUCGAGUGGAACAAUCAAUCCGGCUAUAAUGUCUCCGUGAACUACUACAAUUUGGAUCCCACCAGCUUCAAUCUGACAUACGACAUCCUCCGUUAUGCUGAGUACUCCAAUUCGUCCCUUAGCAGCAAGCGCGAUCUUUAUUCAUUCUGGGGAGGAGCCAAGCGAACGUUGGAGCUCUUCCAAAAGAGAGUGAACACGAAUUACAUCCCAACAAGGUGUUAUUCAUUGUGUGACGCCGCAGCCUACGUUGGACAACACACGGGUAAAACAUCUGAUCUAUGUGCAUCUGGCUCGACAUUCCUGCACGAUCUAGACUUGUGUGAAGAUUGUAUCAGUACGUAUGCCAGUGUAUCUGCUUCUGAAGUCUACUCGUCGACUCUUCUGCCGUCUUUCACUCAAUGGUUGAACUACUGCUCUGAUCAGACGACUUCUGCGGCUUCCACAAGCACUGCGGCAUCGGCGACUACGACUUCUGCGGCGACUACCACGACUGAGGGAACCACUACUUCUACCAGUUCGUCCAGCACUGCUAGUAGUACGACGAUGAGCUCUACUAGUCAGACGUCGACUUCAACGCCCGCGCCGACCACGACAAGCUCUACCAGUAGUACCCAGAGUCAGGCAUCUACCUCGGAGAGCCAGUCUUCAUCCAGCUCUUCGUCCCAGAGUAACAGCUCUGAGCAGAGCACAUCCAGCUCCUCAACUCAGAGCACUACAUCAGGUCAAAGCAGCUCAUCAACUCAGAGUACCUCAUCUGAACAGAGCUCGUCAAACCAGGGUACAUCAACGAGCAGCUCCGAGUCCGUGACAACCCUCCCUGCUUCAACGAUAACCAGCUCCGGAUCCACAAUAAUAAUCGCAGGAUCAACAGUAACGCAAUCCGUAUCCGGAACAACCCAAUCAAGAUCAAUCGUGACAGAACCCAGUUCGAUAUUGAUUGUCUCCGGCUCAACAGUGAUUAUCCCAGGGACCACAUACACCGAGUCUAGCGCCUCAGUCGGAACAACGAUCAUAAAACCCAGUUCAACUGAGAUCGUAUCCGGAUCUACCGUCAUAAUACCUGCUACAACAGUUGUUGAGACUGGAAGUGGACAGAGUUCAUCAUCCGGAUCAAUUCGAAGUACGACAACAUCGUCUGCUGCUUCACCGGCGUCGAGUACGCCGUAUAGUGCAGCGAUAUCUUCGAGGGAUGUUCCGAAGCACGCUAGCAUGGGGAUUUGGAUGAUUUUGGUGGCUAUUGCCGUUACACUCUUUUAA